AUGGAGAAUAUUCCGCAGGAUAAUUAUACAUUAGUCGAACCAGAUGAAGUUCGAAUAUACGAACCUAUCGGUUCGGGGAGCUUCGGCUCCGUUUUUCGCGGCGAAUUCAAAAACAUGGAAAUUGCGGUGAAAAAGCUCCCGAGCAAAGAGAAAGAAGCGAGCAUUCUAGCGAUGCUCAAUCACCCAAAUAUUAUCGAAUUCUACGGCGCUUGUGAACAACCGGGCAAUUACAGUAUCUUGAUUGAAUUCGCGCGUUAUGGAAGUUUGUACAGCUUUCUACAGACGAAAGAAGCAGCCAAGUUGGAUUUCGAGCAAAUGAUCCGAUGGGCCUUGGACAUUGCGCGAGGCGUGAACUAUCUUCACAAUGAAGCUCCUUGCAAAGUCAUCCAUCGAGAUCUCAAAUCGAAAAACGUUGUAAUUGUCGGCGACGACUACACUUUGAAAUUAUGCGAUUUCGGCGCCUCCAGAUAUUUAACUCAAACGGCGACGAUGACCAUGGUGGGAACAUUUCCAUGGAUGGCGCCUGAAUUAAUUCAAGGAAAGAAAUCGAACGAUUUGUGCGACGUCUACUCUUUUGGCGUUCUUUUAUGGGAGAUGCUGACAAGAGAAGUGCCGUUCAAAGGCAUGGAAGGUUUUCAAGUCGCUUGGAUGGUCGUGGAAAAGCGUCAACGACCGGUUUUACCUGACAAGGCGCCAGAAGAAAUCAAGCAGCUUAUCAAUACUUGCUGGGCGCACGAUCCAAAGGAUAGAAAAGACUUUCGGGCAAUCAUUUUGGACCUUGAAAAAAUGGAGCUCGAUCAAGAACUUAUGGACGAAACCAACUCAUUUAUGGGCAACAAAGAAGAUUGGGAGGAAGAAUACGAGGACCUCGUGGAAAGCAUGCGUACGGAGCAGCAUUCCUCGAUAAAAGAGCGAGAGGAAGAGCUCGAAAAGAAGGAGAAGAAGAUGAAAGAGUGGGAAGAUGCUCAACGAGAAGCUUCAAAGAACCACGGAUUGAUCAAUAUCGGCCAAAUUGAAGAAACUUCGUUCAAUCGAAAAUUCAAGUUUUCGGGAAAAGGCGAGGGUGCCGCAGAAUCAAUCAGAGGCAUGCUUGAGGCAGUUUCAGGCAGGAAUCUUUCGAAUCAAAACUUGAAAGCACUCACGCGUGGCAGUUCCGGAAGCUCACUUGUGGCUCUUGACGACAAGUACAGCUCAAAUACGUCGCUUUCAUCGAACUCGUCAACGCCGGGAACCGUUCAGCCUGGUCUAGGGUAUCGACACAAGCGAUCUGUUGGAACUCCCCCAGCCGAUAAAUAUCCAUUCUCUCCUCUCCUUUCAAAACACAUGGUUCAAUACAGCCCAAAGAAGCUUUCUUGUCCAAAAAUAGAAGGCGAGGCUGAGUUUGGAGGCUCAACGAGAAAGACUUCGCUUGGAAUUCUCGGAAACACUCAGACUGGAGAAAACCAAGCUGUGAUGUUGCCGAAAGAAAUCGAAGAAAUUCUUCAAGCACAAAGCAUGGGAAAUGGAAAACCCUUCUGCAAGUUUUCUAGGCAAACGAGUACUUCUAAUGAGACGAUAUCUUACAAUGAAGCUCGCGCAAUAAUCAAGGGUCCAGAAGGGACUGAACCCCGCGUGAUCGAGAACGCUUCAGGAGAUUAUUCCAAAAGUCAAUCACAUGACAAUCUGACCCUGUUAGGGAAAGAUGCUGCUGUCUCGAGAGGGCUAAAUAUGUUGACGAAUAUGUCACCUUGUUCUUCCACUGCCAACAUGACACAGUUCAAUACAGUCUCCUGCAAUUCUCCGGAAAUCUUUCAACCAGGCUAUUCUCCAAACGAAGAGCGUCUCCAACAGAAAGUCGGCCUUCUUCAACAACAAGUCCGUCUACUCGAACAAGAACUGAAAAAUAUACUCAACAAGCCAAAACGCGGGGUCAGAGUCCAGGUCAACUGCGGUCCCAUCACACGUGACAAGGGUUCACAAACAGACUUCUUCAUAAGUCCAACAGAAUCGUACAGAAGCUCGACGAUCGGAGGAUCACCACCUGACAGUUUCAAAUCGAACAUAAGCAAUGGUAGCUUUGGCAGUGGGCGUAGUACAAUUUGCCCAUCUGGCGAUUUAUCAGACCACGAUGUGAUUCUGGAGAGACAUUCCAUUGCGUCUAUACAAUCUGAAGAUGACCCUAAUCAAGGAUCUUGCGAGACUUCGUCUAUGUCAACAUCAGCGUCUACGUCGAUCCCAACUACUCCAAGCUCUUCUCAGCCAGAUGAGAUUCUGCCUAGUCCGUCUGGAUAUGAAUCUGGAGGGGAUUCAGAGUAUUCACAACGAAUAUCACAUAAGAGACGGACGAAUUGCCGCCCAGGACACGAUGGAACUGGCUAUUCAGACAUUCGGCUCAUGUCCGACGACUCGGAUUCAGAAGCAGUUUCGCGCGUUCACCAGAGACACUCUUGCGACAACCCUGUCGGCUAUCGGAAGCCCGCUCAUGAGUCCAGGUUAGAAAUGAUCAGACGAACGUCUCUAGAAGAACGCCGCCCGCUAAGUUCGAGAAUCACACCACCAAGUACGGUUUCGCCGCGCUUCCAACGAAAAGUCAACAAAAUCUCUUCAUCGUCUGGAAGAUCAUCGAGUUCAUUACAUCUUGAUGUUGAUGACACUCGCUUACGAAAGUCAUCAUCAGGAAACUCGCUGAAUUCGUCGCAGCCUCCACAGCUAACCUCUCUCGGUAGAAUAAGACCGGAAUCGGCGGAUAAGGCGAGACGAAAUAUCAGUGCUCCACAACUACAGUUGAUUGAAGAUAGAGCUCAUUUGACGAAGAACCAGCCACACCAUCAGCCAAUGCUCGAUCUAAACGAAACAAAGAACAUAUCUCUAAAUCAGAAGUUUGUCUCGAGUGCGGAAAUAGGGAAUGUGGGCCAUCGAGGCAUCAGCCGCCUCCCCUCUGACCCUUCCAACCGCCCUAAGUCAGGGAUGAGCGGCCGCCACUCACUCGAUCACUACAGUAAUCUUCCUACAUCGCCACGCUCAGCAGGCCCGAUGAGCAACUCUGAAAAUAAAUUCACAUUCGGUCUUUCGCCAAGGCCAAAACCUAAAAUUGAGCACUGCCGACAAGCUACUUCCUUCGAUACUGCUUCGCAAUAUAGCUCCGAUCAAGACGAUGUCCGUUCCGAAUGCUCCGAUAGCCCGUAUUACCACGUUUCUUCCUACCAUGUCCCGUCACAGCAGCGUCGAAAGCAUUCGCGACCUCACGAUCAGGCGGCGCCAAACUUUGAAGCUCUUCAUAACAGUUCCAUUCUCUUAAAAGGCCCCGGCAGAACUUCAAUCCAAACAAGACACGGAGCCCCAGAAACACAGCCUGUAAGCCGCUCUCGUCCAGGAUCAAACCUCCGACUUGACAUCUCAAAAACGAUCAAAAAAUUUCAACAACAAUAA
This is a messenger RNA of Oikopleura dioica, 3408 nucleotides long. Lineage: Eukaryota; Metazoa; Chordata; Appendicularia; Copelata; Oikopleuridae. The record is from the annotation of a GenBank genome assembly.